Molecule: messenger RNA, 2085 nt
Organism: Magnolia sinica
Lineage: Eukaryota; Viridiplantae; Streptophyta; Magnoliopsida; Magnoliales; Magnoliaceae
Product: ferredoxin--nitrite reductase, chloroplastic
Exons: 5
Coding region: 145-1899 (584 amino acids)
Molecular function (GO): oxidoreductase activity; iron-sulfur cluster binding; heme binding
Source: RefSeq, a predicted model, not a curated record
GAGCCCCCGAAAGCUUUCUUCAUUCCCAUCCACAGACUCCUACAAAAUGCAUCGCCUUUCUCCUUCCAUGUCCCUAACACCCGCUUCUUUCUUUCUAAGACCAGAUUGCCCUCACGCACGCCUCAUCAUCCAACGGUCCGCGUCAUGUCGUCUCUGCAACUCCUCCCACCUUCGCUGCCUGCCAUCCGAUCCAAUCGGCGUCUCAGAGCCUCUCCGAGUCAAACAGCCGCACCAUCUGCACCUCCCGACGCGUCCCGGCUCGAGCCGAGAGUCGAGGAGAGGGAUGGGUACUGGGUCCUCAAGGAAGAAUUCCGGCAAGGAAUCAACCCUCAGGAAAAGGUGAAGCUGGAGAAGGAGCCAAUGAAGCUGGUGCUAGAGCGGGGAAUUGAUGAGCUGGCAGCGAUCCCCUUCAAAGAGAUCGAGAGUUCGAAACUCACCAAGGAUGAUAUCGAUGUCCGCCUCAAGUGGCUUGGCCUCUUCCACCGGCGGAAGCAUCAAUAUGGGCGAUUCAUGAUGAGAUUGAAACUGCCAAAUGGGGUGACGACAAGCGAGCAGACCCGUUACCUGGGGAUUGUGGUGCUGAGUUACGGAGAACAUGGUUGUGCCGAUGUGACGACCCGACAAAACUGGCAAAUUCGCGGUGUGGAGCUGCCUCACGUGCCAGAGAUACUGGAUGGACUCGACCGAGUCGGGCUGACCAGCCUACAGAGUGGCAUGGACAACGUGCGGAACCCAGUGGGAAAUCCACUGGCAGGGAUCGACCCACACGAGAUCGUGGACACAAGGCCCUACACCAAUCUCUUGUCCCAGUUCAUCACUGCCAAUGGCCGUGGCAAUACUGACUUCACCAAUUUGCCAAGGAAAUGGAAUGUGUGUGUAGUGGGCUCCCAUGAUCUGUUCGAGCACCCCCACAUCAAUGAUCUCGCCUACAUGCCAGCAAUGAAGAAUGGGCGGUUCGGAUUCAAUUUAUUGGUGGGCGGGUUCUUUAGUCCCAAACGAUGUGCAGAGGCAGUGCCUCUUGAUGUGUGGGUCCCUGGAGAAGACGUGGUCCCUGUCUGCAAAGCAGUGCUGGAGGCGUACCGUGAUCUGGGCACCAGAGGAAACCGGCAGAAGACGCGAAUGAUGUGGCUCAUCGACGAACUCGGGAUAGAAGGAUUCAGAUCCGAGGUAGUGAAGAGGAUGCCGGGGCAAGAACUGGAAAGAUCGAGUGAAGAUAUGGUACAAAAGCAAUGGGAGAGGAGAGACUACCUUGGCGUCCAUCCACAAAAACAAGCAGGCCUAAGCUUUGUGGGCAUCCAUGUGCCGGUAGGCCGAGUCCAGGCUCAGGACAUGAUCGAACUGGCCCGUCUAGCAGAUGAGUAUGGUUCAGGUGAGCUACGGCUCACCGUUGAACAAAACAUCAUAAUUCCAAAUGUUAAGAACUCUCAAUUGGAAGCCUUGCUCAGGGAGCCACUCUUAAAGGAGCGGUUUUCUCCUGAGCCAGCUAUUCUGAUGAAAGGGCUGGUUGCUUGCACGGGCAACCAAUUCUGUGGGCAGGCCAUAAUCGAGACAAAGGCAAGGGCAUUGCAGGUUACAGAAGAAGUACAGAAGAGAGUGGCAUUGGAACAUCCGGUUAGGAUGCACUGGACAGGCUGCCCAAACACCUGCGGUCAGGUCCAAGUGGCUGAUAUAGGGUUCAUGGGGUGCAUGACCAGGGACAAGAAUGGGAAGGUAUGUGAGGGGGUGGAUGUAUACUUGGGUGGGAGAAUUGGAAGUGAUUCUCAUCUGGGAGAUUUGUUUAAGAAGGGUGUGCCAUGUAACGAUCUGGUACCAUUGGUGGUUGACAUUUUGAUAGAGCAAUUUGGAGCUGUGCCUAGAGAGAUGGAAGAAGAAGAUGGAGAACAUGAGGGAGGAAAUUAGUAGAUUUUAUGUCCUUUCCUCUUCUUUCUUUCUUUCUUUGGAUAGGAUUAUGUUAAAAGCAUGGGAUUUUGGGGGAGGACCCAUGUCUCUUUUUGGGCCCAUGAGCCACCCAAACUGGUCUACUGAGAAUGCAAUUGCAAUAUAUGUAACUUGGAGCCUAUGUAAUAAGAGAACUGAUUCAAGAGC